AGAGGAAAUAUAUCCUGUCUGUGGCUGUAAAAAUCUGGAUUUUGAUCACAACUAGCUGACAAAGCUUUUAAAAUAGAUUUGAUUCCAGAAAUCAAACCCCCCAAAACCCUACAAAGAUAAAGCUGAUUCCUUUGAUCCUCCCUCCCACCGUCUUCCAUCCAUUCUUCCCGCCUAUUUCUUUCUCGCGAUCAUCGUCAAGGCCAUGUCUUUGCGGCCUCGCCAAUCUCUUGGGGGUUCGUCUCCGGCGAACCAGAGGAAGAAAGCUCCCGACAAUUCCAUCGCUACGAGAGCGACCCCGAAUCGUCCGUCUUCUUACUACCUAAGCCCUGGCUCCGCCGUGGAGAUCAGCUCCGACGAGACUGAAUUCCGCGGCUCGUGGUACCCGGGAAGGGUGGUCACCGCCCCUUCACCCUCAGGUAUUAAUUCCUUCAAAUGCCAGGUGGAGUACACGACGCUCUUCUUCGACAAGGAAGGCAAGAAACCGCUGAAGGAGGUUGUCGAAAUGGCUCAGCUUCGUCCUCCGGCGCCGCCCAUGUCUGAGAGGGAGAAGAAGAGGAAUAUCGCGGUGGGGGUAGAGGUCGACGCGUAUUACAACGACGGCUGGUGGGAAGGGACGGUCACGGAGGUUCUGGACGACGGCAAAUUCAGUGUUUACUUCAGGGGUACCAGGGAACAGAUUCGGUUCCGCAAAGAUGAAAUACGGUUUCAUAGGGAAUGGGUAUUCGGCGUCUGGAACCCGCCACUAGAGGAAACGGACGAUGAGGCAUCCGAAGAAGACAAAGCAGACGACUCAGAAGACGAAGAGAGAUACUUGCUUUGGCUCUUCUAUAGAGCAUUUGUGUCUCUGGACACCUUUAAUUUCUCGCAGUUGUGUUCUUUACAUUACGGAGGUAUCAUAGUGCACACUAAUCGUGACGGUUGUACAAUGCAGUGUCUUCUAUCCCGAGUGGAUCCAGAAACUGCCAGAGCAAUUGCGAAACAAACGUUUACCAGUGGCACGCAUGUCGAGGUUAGCAGCGACGAGGAAGGUUUCAAGGGAUCUUGGUUUGUAGCUAAAGUCAUUGAACCCAUUGGCCAAGACAAGUACCUUGUUGAGUACCGAGACUUGCGAGAAGAGGAUGGCGUAGAGCCUCUGAAAGAAGAAACCGACUUUCUGCACAUACGGCCACCACCACCACCAAGCGACGAGGAACUUGAUUUCGCUGUUGGGGACAAGGUUGAUGCCUUUUACAACGACGGCUGGUGGGUAGGUGAUGUCAUAGAGAGUACCCAGGAUGGAAGAAUUGGUAUCUUUUUCAGACAAUCAAGAGAAAAGAUGCGGUUCGGACGGCUAGGUCUUCGUCUGCACAAAGACUGGAUUAACGGGACCUGGGAGACACCACUGAAAGGAGGAGCGAUCAAGAGGGCCAAGGCCAAGAGAGUUUCAUGUGACCGGAACGUGAGACCUAGAAUUGCAGUCGACAGGCAACAUUACAUCAGCAUUGGAAUACCAGUCGAGGUUAGCAGUCUUGAAGAAGGGUUUGAGGAUUCUUGGUUUCUUGCAAAAAUUAUAGAGUACAGAGGAAACAAAUGCAUUGUAGAAUAUGAUACACUGAAAGCUGAAGAUGGGAAAGAGUCCUUGAGAGAAGAGGUUAAUGUCUUUCAGAUAAGGCCUGAACCACCAGAGUUGGUCAUGUGUGGUCCCUUCGAGAAGCUUGCCAAAGUUGAUGCUUUGUAUAACGAUGGAUGGUGGGUCGGGGUGGUUAAAAAGGUUCUUGCAAAGUCGAGCUACCUGGUUCAUUUCCCCAAAGCUGAUGAGGUGCUAAAGUUUCACUAUUCUCAACUAAGGCUGCACCAGGAUUGGAUUGAUGGCAAGUGGGUAUAAUCUCCUUAGUCUCAGACGAUGUAAUUGCGGCUGGAGAAGACGUCAGGAUAUUGGGAUCUCAAGUUUUGUGAAUUUGGAGGUGUUUGAAUCUCUUAGUUCUAUAUUGAUGUUCCCUCACUAUUGUAGACAGUUGCAGUUUUGAUAUUUUGUUGCUUUCCCAUGAGAUACUGCUACUCAUAAUACUCCAAUUUUUCAUUGGUUUAAGUUUUUGCUGCAAGGUUAACAAUAUCCUGUCUUUCUCGUAUUGUGAAUUUAGCUAGAUGCAGGUCAUUAUAUAUCACCUGCGUUAUCUAGCAUCUUACGAUCGUUCAUAGCCACG
Thlaspi arvense is the source of this 2183-nucleotide messenger RNA. Lineage: Eukaryota; Viridiplantae; Streptophyta; Magnoliopsida; Brassicales; Brassicaceae. The record is from the annotation of a GenBank genome assembly.